This is a messenger RNA of Girardinichthys multiradiatus, 1566 nucleotides long. RefSeq names its product N-acetylmuramoyl-L-alanine amidase-like. NCBI's taxonomy places the organism in Eukaryota, Metazoa, Chordata, Actinopteri, Cyprinodontiformes, Goodeidae. The coding region runs from base 91 to 1494 and encodes 467 amino acids. The record is from RefSeq and is a predicted model, not a curated record. The transcript is spliced from 5 exons. Gene Ontology annotation, biological process: peptidoglycan catabolic process; defense response to Gram-positive bacterium; detection of bacterium. Gene Ontology annotation, molecular function: zinc ion binding; peptidoglycan binding; peptidoglycan immune receptor activity.
AAACUCUGCGUGCGGAUAUCUAUAAAUGAGAGGGAGACAACAAAGGUGUGCACACUUCAAGCCUGGACCUGAAAGUGUUUACAGCUCAGAAUGGACAAAGGCUGGUGGAAAUUAACCCUGGUUGUUGUGGUGCUCUUGGUCAGCACAUAUGCAGAAGCCUCAUUUUCACACCACAUGAAGGACUUCAUCAGGGCUGUAAAGCAGAUUGAAGAUGAGGACCUGGACUCAGAUCCAGCUGCUGUGCUAAAGAGGCUGCGCAGAGCAGCUGGCCUUAAUGAUGCCUUCAUCCAGUACUUCCUUCCAAAUGCUGACACUGGCAGUUCUGAACUGCCCGCUAACCUCUCAGAAUACUUUAGCAAGGUUUUGCACCACAGGGUGCUGGAAGAUGCCAAAGAAGAAGGAGUGGUUCUGACCCCAGACGGUAGCACAGUUGCCCUCGGACCGCUCCUCCUGGGCAUUGAAGCUGGCUUCCUAUCCAAGACUCGCGGACGAGCUCGAGGUCUCUACCAGCUCACUCUGGCCAAAGAUCUUGGUCUUUCUCUGAGGCAUGGUUCUUCAGGCACAAAUCGCCUUGGACCUGAUGGCUGCUGGGACAGCUUAACGUCCCCUAAAGUCUUCACUCUCUCAGACGAACCAACCUUGCUCACCACAGCUCAGGUCAAUGGAGGCAUGGAUGGCAUGAUACUGGGGAGAGAGGUUUCAGCCAGUUCCAAUCUUCUCAAGCUCAGCAGUCUGCUUAAUGACUACUACAACCACCAACUAGACAGCAAGGGAAUGGAUGGAGCCCCACGUCUCAUCAGUCGACGUCGCAGAGAGAACUUCAAAGCAUUGCUCCUCCCUCCACUGCUGGCCAGACAGGUGGUGAAGUCUGUAGAACUACGGGAAAGGCUGGCAGGACACCCUAUGAUGGAGGUGAAGACUAAGAAGCAGCUGAUGGCUGUUGUGAAGGAGGGAUUGAAAACGUUUGUCCACGUGUACAUGGAUUGUCCACCCAUCAUUUCUCGAUGUAUGUGGGGUGCUGCGCCGUACAUAGGAACACCCACUAUGCUGUCCUUGCCUCUGUCCUACUUGUACAUCCAUCACACCCACACCCCAAGCCAGCCGUGCUUGACCUUUGAGCAAUGCUCUGCAGACAUGCGAUCCAUGCAGCGCUUCCACCAAGAAGACAGAGGCUGGGAUGACAUUGGAUACAGCUUUGUUGCUGGAGAUGACGGGAACAUCUACGAGGGCCGAGGCUGGCUCUGGCAGGGAGCCCACACAUCCGGACAAAACUCCAAAGGCUAUGGCGUGUCCUUUAUUGGAGACUACGCAACCCGUCUUCCGUCUCAGAACUCCAUGAGGCUGGUGAGAGAUCAGCUGGCGUCCUGCGCAGUAGGCGAAGGGCGACUGGUGUCCUCCUACAUCCUACAAGGGCACAGAGACGCGGUGAACACAUCCUGUCCAGGAGACGCCUUCUACGCAGAAAUCAAAGGCUGGGAGCACUAUGGGAAAUGAAAACUGUGAGCCUGGGAAGAGGAAGAAUGAAGACAAAACAUUAUACAAUAAAUAUUCUUUUUGUUGCUAUGA